Molecule: messenger RNA, 5238 nt
Organism: Synchiropus splendidus (mandarinfish)
Lineage: Eukaryota; Metazoa; Chordata; Actinopteri; Syngnathiformes; Callionymidae
Product: protocadherin-17-like
Exons: 4
Coding region: 1047-4325 (1092 amino acids)
Biological process (GO): homophilic cell-cell adhesion
Cellular component (GO): plasma membrane
Molecular function (GO): calcium ion binding
Source: RefSeq, a predicted model, not a curated record
CGUAGCACUAGAACAGCCCUUCUUCAUGCGAUCUUCCCAGACCUAUUGGAAAAAUAACCCCCCCACUCCGUAGAGCAAGGUCUGUCACCGCUCACUCAUUUUUUCCGCACUGGAAUACGAGCAGAAACUAUGUUGAAUGCAGCAGGGAGCGAGGAGGCUAUAAAGGGAGGAGGAAUCCAGUCACAUCUCACUGGGAAGGGUUUCAACAGUUGACGCGGAGGGAGCGCAGCGCCUCACGUUUGCUUCCAAAUCUUCUUUUUACGCGCUUGUGUGUCUCUCCUGACAACGAGGACGGUGCGGACGUGCCACCUCCGAAUGAAGAAGACGAAAGGAGUGGAGCCAGUCGGACUGGAUUAUGGGAUUACUGGGCUGAUCGCAGGACGCACCAGCGGGCAAAAGUCGCAGCCAUAGAUGCGCCUGGAUGACGGGGACGCAGACGCGUGUGUCGGAGUGACGGCUCUAUGUCUCUUAUUCCACUUUGGGCUACGUGCUGGCUGCGAGGAUCGCGGAGUCCGUGUGCAACAGUGUGUCGCACCAGAGGCAGAGGCAAAAGUGAAUGCAUCGCGAAUGGCAGCGCCGGGCGAUGCUGCAGUUUGAAGGGGCUCGUCAGUGUUUGCCGGGGAUGUCGCAUGAGGGCGAUGCGCUUUUGUGGGCUGCGGUCUAACCUUCAGCAUCGGAGAUUGUGACGCUUUAACCUUGGAUGCAGCUGGGUAUAUUAAUACUUUAUACUCAUCGAUUAUUCAUCAAGUGCCCCCCCCUCAGCCCCCGCCAGAGAGGAAGAAAAUAAAAUAUCAAACAUCUCUGGUGCACUAUGUGGGAUUUGAUCUUUAAUUCAUGCAUUAGGUGUCGCCAGCCGGUCAUCCUUGUUUACAGAAGGAGUUCAUCGUCUGUGAUGCAGAUGUGAGCGAGGGACUUGGGAAUCAGACCAGGUUUGGAUCCGCUCCUCUAGGUUUGCUGUAAUCAACAGGUUGAAAUCCGAGGAUUUUUUCUUCUUCUUCUUCUUCCCGCCCCGUCUGUCUGCUACAACUGCAUAUCCAGUUUCAGGGAUGCGUCUGUCUGUGCCAUUCUUCCUCCUGUUGUGGGUUCAAGCCCUGACAUUGAAAAACCUGAGCUAUUCUGUCCCGGAGGAGCAAGGACCCGGCACGGUGAUCGGGAACAUAGCGAAAGACGCCGGCUAUGGAGUCAUGGAACGGGGGAAGAAAUCCAACUUCAGGGUUCUGGAGAAUUCGGCGCCACACCUGGUGGACGUUGACCCGGAGAGUGGACUUAUCUUCACCAAACAAAGGAUCGACAGGGAGACGCUGUGCUGGCGCAACCCAAAGUGCCAGCUCUCUUUGGAGGUGUUUGCCAACGACAAGGAAAUAUGCAUGAUCAAGAUCGACAUCCAGGACAUCAACGACAACUCGCCCAGCUUCCCCUCGGACCAUGUGAACAUUGACAUUUCCGAGAACGCUGCUGCUGGGACGCGAUUCCCACUGACGAUCGCUCAUGACUCCGACACCGGGGAAAAUGGGAUAAAGACCUAUCAAGUGACAAGAGAUGAUUACAAUACAUUUUCCUUGGAUUUAAAAGUGAGGGGCGACGGGACGGUGUAUCCGGAGCUGGUGGUUCAGAGACCCCUGGAUCGCGAGGAUCAGAGCCAUCACACGCUUCUCCUCACAGCCAUAGACGGCGGGGAGUAUCCCAGAUCAGGCUCCAUGCAAAUCAACGUCAGGGUGACGGAUUCCAAUGACAACAGCCCGGUCUUUGAGAAAUCCUCCUAUGUCAUUGAGAUUGCGGAAAACUCGCCCCCUGGAAAAGUGCUGAUUGACCUGAAUGCCACCGACCAGGAUGAAGGGAGCAACGGGCAGGUGGUCUACUCUUUCACUGGAUACGCCUCUGAGCGAAUACAAGACUUGUUCUCCAUUGACCCCAGUACUGGCGUGGUGAAGGUCCAGGGGGAGAUUGACUAUGAAGAGAAUCCAAUCAUCGAGUUUGAUGUGCAGGCCAAGGAUCUGGGGCCGAACCCCAUACCGGGCCACUGCAAAAUUACUGUCAAAGUGCUGGACAAGAACGACAACACGCCAAUAAUAAGUUUCGUCUCCGUCCGGCAGGGAGCCAUCAGCGAGGCGGCGCCCCCAGAGUCUGUCAUUGCGCUGGUCAGAGUGACGGAUAAAGAUUCGGGCCGGAAUGGCCAAAUCCAGUGCCGAGUGAUCGGAAACGUACCCUUCAGACUGCAGGAGAACAAUGACAAUUUUUACACGCUGCUCACGGACAGGCCCCUGGACAGAGAAGUGAAGGAUGAGUACAACGUGACCAUUGUUGCCAGAGACAAUGGCGUCCCUUCUUUGAACUACACAAAGUCCUUCACUGUGAAAAUCCUGGACGAGAAUGACAACGCGCCCCGCUUCACAAAGGCAGUGUAUGUGCUACAGGUGCCGGAGAACAACAUCCCAGGGGAGUACAUGGGCUCCGUUCUGGCACAUGACCCAGAUGUUGGCAGAAAUGGGACAGUGUCGUACUCCAUUCUGCCGUCGCACGUAGGGGACGUCUCCGUCUACACGUACGUGUCUGUCAAUCCCACGAACGGAGCCAUUUACGCCUCGCGCUCCUUCAACUACGAGCAAACCAAGUCGUUUGAGUUCAGAGUUCAAGCCAAAGAUGGCGGCUCGCCUCACAUGGAGAGCACCUCCACAGUCCGGGUCAACAUCCUGGACGUCAACGACAACCUCCCCGUGAUUAUUCUGCCCCUCCUGCAGAACGACACUGCGGAAAUCCCUGUGCCCAGAAACGUGGGCAUCGGCUACAUCGUGGCCACGGUGAAAGCGGUGGACCACGACCACGGGGAAAGUGGCCACCUGACUUACGAGAUCUCAGAGGGCAACGACGACCACCUGUUUGAGAUGGAUCCAGUGGGAGGAGAGGUCAGAACCACUCACGCUCUGUGGGAGGAGGUCAGCCCUGUGGUUGAGCUGGUGGUUAAGGUAACCGACCACGGCAAGCCGCCCUUAUCUGCCGUGGCUAAGCUGAUCAUUAAGGCGAACUCGGAGUUGGCGGCAGGAGGGGGCUCCAGCGUGAGCGGGGAGCAGCACCACUGGGACGUCUCCCUGCCCCUCAUAGUUACCCUCUGCAUUAUCUCUGUCAUGCUCUUAGCAGUUAUGGCCGCCAUCGCUGUCAAGUCCAAGCAUCAAGAUAAGGAGAAUGGGAAUUAUAACUGCCGCAUGGCUGAGUACUCUAAUCCUCCUGUGGGGAAGGGUAAAAAGAAAAGGAUCAACAAGAGUGACAUCAUGCUGGUGCAAAGUGAGAUGGAGGAAAGAGAUUCUGCCAGCCGGAUGAACGUGGUGAGCAGCCCCUCUCUCAUCACCUCACCAAUUUGUUUUGACUACCAGAGCCCUCUUCCGCUCACACUGCCCAGGUCAGAGGUCAUGUACCUGAAAACAACCCCAAACAGCUUGACAGUCCCCCGGGCGGGCUGCCAUUCCAGCUUCGCCGGCCUUAGCACCGACGCUCCUGCGAAUCGGAUGUCAGUGAUUCAGACUGAAAAUUUUUCCUCUGAGCCCAAUUACGCCGGCAGCAAGCAGCCGUUUGCUCAAAGCUCCACAUUUAAGGAUGCAGAACGAGCCAGCCUCCGAGACAGUGGCCAUGGUGAUAGUGACCAGGCUGAUAGUGACCAGGAUACUAAUAAAGGCUCACACUGCGACACAUCUGCCAGAGAGGCCCUCAAGAUGAAAGCAACAGCAGUUAAUGGGCAGCCUUUCGAGCAGGAACAAGACAAAUCAGUCCACUGCACGGACGAGUGUCGUGCACUGGGACACUCUGACAGAUGCUGGAUGCCAAAGUUACGGGUAGGAAGCCAAGCAGACAGCGCCGAUAAUCGCACCAACCUUUUCAUCCCUGUGGGAAUGGACGCCAUGGUUGAGACAGAGAUUUAUGGCACCAUCAGCCGCGGCAGCAGAAAAACCCUCAGCACGUUCGGCAAGGAGCAGCGGGAAAGUACAAUCCUGGUGGCCAACGUCAAGCCGUACUUAAAAUCGCAGCGCGCGCUGAGCCCCCCGCUGCAGGAGAGCCCCUCCGCCUCCGGCAGCCCCACCAAGGCCGGCUCGCCCCAGGACUCGGCAGGCCAAGAGGCCAAGAAGGAGCGGGAGGGGGCCUCAGACAGCAGUGCCUACGGCCCUCCGGACGGCCAGUGUUCCCCGUUGCACACUGAAUUAGGGGAGCCCUCCUACGUGACCUGCGAGCUCAGGCCAAAGUCCCUGUCCAGCAGCCUCAUUCACAGCGCCGUCAUCAGCCAGGAGUGCGGCGGGGGCUCCGACUACCCCCUGGACCCUCGGGACUCUGGAAACUGACAGGUGAAAAAAUUCCCCUCGCUCUCGCCUGCGAGGGAGUGAUGACAUCAUCACAGAAUAACGACCACGAGGCGGCUUCUUUUGACCCACAUCAGUGUCCAGACACACGUUGUAUAACCAAAAAAACCAUGUCCUUUGUAUGUUUUUGGGUUUUUCUUCUGUUUUUUUUUUUUUCUGUGAAUUGUUGUGUUUUGGUGACAAAAAAAGAAAAGAAAAAUACCUGUCUUUGACUUAUGUGAAGGUUUGCAGGGCAAUCAAGUGCUGAGCCGACUUCAUGUGUUUUCAUGGUGUACUGUACCCGUCCAACUAGAUGUCUGUAUUUGACCACCUCCCCGGUUUCGUGAGGCUGAAGAUCAACUUGCUACUGUUAAGCUACUGAGUCCUGUCUGCUUUUGUACGGUGAAGCUUUCUGUCCCCAUCUGAGUGUGUUAAUAAGAAACAUCUCUUUGAAAAUCACAGACUACCGAGAUACAUAUCAGUGACGUCGACUACUACAGUGAAGUGUCUUAUGAACUGUCAAUGGUGGUGCACCGGGGAACGUCCCCUUCCGAGAAACCGUUUAAGGUUCCCGUAAAAGAGUUUUCUAAGAAUGUAUUUGUAUUUUACUGUCGUCCUCUGCGGUUUGUGUGAAAAUAAGCUGAGCUUACACGUGAAUGUGGGCUACUGUACUUGUUGUGUAUUUUAUUAAAUUUGUAUACACUGUGUGCACGGACAGCGGUUAUUUUUUACUGCAGAAGCUGUCUUGUUGUCGUGUGUGUGCGACGAGCAUUUGUGUCCAUGAGGCUCUUCCACAAACGUGCCGGCUAACCUUCAGUUCCGUGUCUUCACCAGCACAUGCUAUCCAGCAGUCGGCCCGCUCCGCAUCCGACUGACCUUUAAGUGACGUCGCGGCCAACGUUUUACACCAACAUGG